UUCAAAUAAAUUCAAACUAAUGUCUUCGUUCAACGCCCUGUGAAUUGUCUCCAUUGAUUGUUUGUUUCUGUUUGCUCGAUUCGUCGAUCUCGCGUUUGCUUUUCGAGGAGAUAGAUGGCGGGUCGGCGAGCAUCGUCGCCGGCUUCCCCGGUGACGAUCACCGUGUCUUCCUCCGGCGGGAAGGAAGGAGGCGAUGGACCCCUCCGCCGGAGCAUCGGCUUGACCAGUCCGGUCCCGCGGCACUCCUUCUCCAAAGCUGACUCCCCGGCCGCUAGGCCGUCCAGCCGGGGCCUCUCGAGCGGCGGGGGGAGGUACUUCUCCGCGGCCGACAACAGCGACGAGAGCCACGAACGUACCUCCUCCGAGUUCGUCCGGUACACCGUCCACAUCCCGCCGACGCCGGACCACCAGCCGACCCCGUCGCAGGAGGAUGUCGACGAGCUCGAGCCUCGCCCGCAGCGGAGCUUCAUCUCCGGCACCAUCUUCACCGGCGGGUUCAAUUGCGGGACCCGCGGCCACGUCAUCCAGUGCUCGGCGGACAGCGUGAAGGUGGCGAAAUCCUCAGGGGGGAUGCUCUGCGAGAUGAACGGAUGCGACGGCGAUGUGUUCCUUGGAGUGAUGAAGCCGCUGUGCGAAUGCGGGUUCCUGAUCUGCAAAGACUGCUACUUGGAGUGCAUCGGGGACGGCGGAGGGCUGUGCCCGGGGUGCAAGGAGCCGUACCGAACCGCGAACGACGAGGACGAUUCCAUGUCUGAGGACGAACGGAGACGCCUUCCUUUGACAUCAAUGCCGGAGUUCAAUCGAAUGGCCUGGAAGAGGCUGUCGAUGGUGAGAUCGAUGAAAGCACCGCACCAACCUGGGGACUUCGAUCACAACAGCUGGCUCUUCGAGACCAAGGGAACGUACGGGUAUGGGAAUGCAGUGUGGCACAGAGAUGGCAACGCCGGCGGCGACAGAGCAGAGCACAACGGUUUCGAGGAGCCACCCGAUUUCGAGGGGAAAUGCAGAAGGCCAUUGACAAGGAAAAAGGGCGUCUCCCAAGCAAUUCUCAGCCCAUACAGGUUGCUCGUAGUCAUUCGCCUUCUUGCACUUGGUCUUUUCCUCGCAUGGAGGAUUCGGCAUCCUAACCAUGAUGCUCUAUGGCUAUGGGGAAUGUCUGUAGCUUGCGAGGUCUGGUUUGCAUUCUCUUGGCUUUUAGACCAGCUUCAAAAGCUUUGUCCAGUAAACAGAGCCACAGAUCUCUCCGUCCUGAAAGAACGCUUCGAGUCCCCGAGCAUUCGAAACCCCAAAGGCCGAUCUGAUCUUCCAGGGGUCGAUGUAUUUGUCUCCACAGCUGAUUCAGAAAAAGAACCACCUUUAGUCACUGCAAACACAAUCCUCUCCAUACUCGCAGUCGACUACCCUGUUGAGAAACUUGCUUGUUACCUAUCAGAUGAUGGAGGCUCACUUCUGACAUUCGAAGCUCUUGCUGAAACUGCUACCUUUGCAAGAAUUUGGGUUCCCUUCUGCAGGAAGCAUACCGUAGAGCCGAGGAAUCCGGAGGCCUACUUCAGUCAGAAGCGCGACUUUCUAAAGAACAAAGUCCGUCGAGACUUUGUUCGAGAGAGGAGGAAGGUUAAGAGGGAAUAUGAUGAGUUUAAAGUAAGAAUAAAUUCUCUGCCUGAAUCCAUCAGGAGGCGAUCUGAUGCAUACAAUGCGCACGAAGAACUACGAGCUAAGAAGAAACAAAUGGAGAUCAAAGACGACAGCAUUUCGGAACCCACGGAGUUUAUUAAAGCAACUUGGAUGUCUGAUGGAUCACACUGGCCUGGGACAUGGUUUUCAGCUGCACCUGAUCAUUCUAGAGCUGAUCAUGCUAGUAUCGUUCAGGUGAUGCUUGUUCCUCCAAAUCCUGAACCGGUAAUAGGCAAUGUGGAACAAGAAAGUAAUCUUAUCAACACCGCCGACGUCGACAUCAGACUUCCAAUGCUCGUCUAUGUUUCGCGCGAGAAGAGACCGGGAUACGAUCACAACAAGAAGGCCGGCGCAAUGAAUUCUCUGGUCAGAACAAGUGCUAUAAUGUCCAAUGGCCCCUUCAUUCUGAAUCUGGAUUGCGAUCACUACAUCCACAAUUCCUUGGCUCUGAGAGAAGGGAUGUGUUUCAUGCUCGAUCGAGGCGGUGACAGGAUAUGCUAUGUUCAAUUUCCUCAGAGGUUUGAUGGAAUCGAUCCCAGUGACCGAUACGCUAAUAACAAUUUGGUGUUCUUUGAUGUCACUAUGAGGGCCAUGGAUGGAUUGCAAGGUCCCAUGUAUGUUGGAACUGGCUGCAUUUUUCGAAGAACUGCUCUUUAUGGGUUUAGCCCUCCUCGUGCCACCGAACACCACGGUUGGUUUGGAAGGAAGAAGACUAAGCUUUUCCUGAGGAAACCUACAAUGGGGAAGAAGCAUGAUCGCGACAAAAAGGACGAUGAGAACGACGACGAAUUAGAUGUAGAAUCAGCACUGCUGCCGAAGAGGUUUGGUAGUUCAGCCACUUUAGUAGCAUCCAUUCCCAUAGCUGAAUACCAGGGAAGGCUGCUUCAAGACAUGCCCGGAGUUCGACAAGGCAGGCCUGCUGGUUCCCUGGCAGUCCCUCGAGAACCCCUUGAUGCAGCAACAGUCGCGGAAACGAUCAGUGUUAUAUCUUGCUUCUUCGAGGAUCAAACCGAAUGGGGCCAACGAGUGGGUUGGAUAUAUGGCUCUGUCACUGAGGAUGUCGUGACAGGUUACAGAAUGCACAACAGGGGGUGGAGGUCAAUUUACUGUGUCACCAAGAGGGAUGCAUUCAGAGGGACAGCUCCGAUCAAUCUAACCGAUAGGCUGCACCAAGUCCUCCGGUGGGCGACUGGUUCGGUCGAGAUAUUCUUCUCCCAGAACAAUGCAAUCUUUGCCAGCAGGAGGAUGAAGUUCUUGCAGAGAGUAGCCUAUUUCAACUGUGGAAUCUACCCGUUCACCUCCAUCUUUCUCAUGGUCUACUGCAUUCUCCCGGCAAUCUCUCUAUUCACCGGCCAGUUUAUCGUUCAAUCCCUCAGCAUUACAUUUCUGAUGCUACUCCUCGCCAUUACCGGUACUCUUUGCCUGCUCGCAUUGUUGGAGAUCAAGUGGUCCGGGAUCACAUUGCAUGAGUGGUGGAGGAAUGAGCAGUUCUGGUUAAUUGGAGGAACGAGUGCUCACCCUGCUGCUGUCCUCCAAGGCUUGCUGAAGGUCAUUGCCGGUGUGGACAUUUCAUUCACUUUGACAUCGAAACCUGCGGCCGACGACGAUGCGGAUGCCUUUGCUGAGCUCUACGUCGUGAAGUGGAGCUUCUUGAUGGUGCCUCCGAUCACAAUUAUGAUGAUGAACACGAUAGCGAUAGCCGUGGGGACUGCGAGGACAAUGUACUGUCAAUUUCCGCAGUGGAGCAAGCUUCUGGGAGGUGUGUUCUUCAGCUUCUGGGUCCUUUGCCAUCUGUAUCCGUUCGCAAAAGGCCUGAUGGGGCGGAGGGGGAAGGUGCCGACGAUUGUAUUUAUAUGGGCUGGUCUAAUCUCGAGUAUCAUCUCCUUGCUUUGGGUGUACAUAAGCCCCCCAGCUGGAGGGAGGAGGGACUACAUGAGUUUCCAGUUUCCUUGAGUGGAAGGAGAAGUACCAUCGUCGAACUUAAGAUUUUUGCCUUUAGUAGAAGCGUCAAAAUUCCACAAGCACAUAUGAAAUACCUGAAGUGUUGUUUUUUUUAUGUACUCGUUAUUAGUGUUUGAUCAAUAUCAAUAUCAAAAUUCCACUAAGACAUAAACUUGAAUAAUUUGUUCAACUUGUAUAAUCCAAUCAUGAUGUGCUGGAUUUAAUCUCUAUAAGCUUACAGAUUUGUCAUAA
Molecule: messenger RNA, 3867 nt
Organism: Zingiber officinale
Lineage: Eukaryota; Viridiplantae; Streptophyta; Magnoliopsida; Zingiberales; Zingiberaceae
Product: cellulose synthase-like protein D5
Exons: 3
Coding region: 115-3627 (1170 amino acids)
Biological process (GO): plant-type primary cell wall biogenesis; cellulose biosynthetic process
Cellular component (GO): plasma membrane; trans-Golgi network
Molecular function (GO): cellulose synthase (UDP-forming) activity; mannan synthase activity
Source: RefSeq, a predicted model, not a curated record